AUGAAUUCUAAUCAUUUAGAUAAGAUUUCAUUGUUUGUGUUAAUUUUAAUUAUUGUAUAUACUUCUCAAAUAAUUUAUUGUCAAGAUGAUAAAAUAUUAGCAUUAGAAAAACGAAUACAAGAUUUAGAAGCUCGACAACAACAAUAUCCUGAAGUAACAUUUCUAACUUAUAAAGAUCGUAAACGUAUUCUUGUUACUGGUGGAGCUGGUUUUGUUGGUUCACAUCUUGUUGAUCGUCUAAUGCUUGCAGGGCAUGAAGUAAUUGUAGCUGAUAAUUUUUUUACUGGUCGUAAACGUAAUAUUGAACAUUGGAUUGGACAUGAAAAUUUUGAAUUAAUUAAUCAUGAUAUUGUUAAUCCACUUUAUAUUGAAGUUGAUCAAAUUUAUCAUUUAGCAUCACCUGCAUCACCACCACAUUAUAUGUAUAAUCCGGUUAAAACUAUUAAAGUUAAUUCAAUUGGAACUAUUAAUAUGCUCGGUUUGGCACGUCGUGUUCGUGCUCGAUUAUUAUUUGCUUCCACAAGUGAAGUAUAUGGUGACCCAGAAGUUCACCCACAAAAAGAAACUUAUUUUGGUAAUGUUAAUCCUUUCGGACCACGAUCAUGUUAUGAUGAAUCGAAACGUGUUGCUGAAGCAAUGUGUUAUGCUUAUGCUCAACAGGAAGGUAUUAGUAUUCGUAUAGCUCGAAUAUUUAAUACAUAUGGUCCACGAAUGCAUAUGAAUGAUGGACGUGUUGUUAGUAAUUUUGUUUUACAAGCACUUCAAAAUGAACCUAUAACAAUUUAUGGUACUGGUAAACAAACACGUUCAUUUCAAUAUGUUAGUGAUCUUGUUGAUGGUCUUAUUGCUUUAAUGAAUAGUAAUUAUUCAAUGCCAAUGAAUUUAGGUAAUCCCGAUGAAUAUACAAUUGAACAAUUUGCUACUAAAAUAAAAGAACUUGUUGGAUCACAAGCUUCAAUUGUUUACAAGGAUCCUGUUAUUGAUGAUCCGAAACAACGACGACCUGAUAUAACUUUAGCAAAAUCAUGGCUUAACUGGGAACCAAAAGUUUUACUUAGUGAUGGUCUUAAUAAAACAAUUGCUUAUUUUCGUAAUGAACUUCUUGUUAAACAUCAUAGUAAUCGUAAUGUUUUCUUUCCAAAUGAAUGGUUACAUUUAUCAAAUAUAAAUGCAAUGGAAUUAAAUAAAAAUAUUGAACUUUAA
Messenger RNA from Adineta steineri, 1203 nucleotides. Lineage: Eukaryota; Metazoa; Rotifera; Eurotatoria; Adinetida; Adinetidae. The record is from the annotation of a GenBank genome assembly.